This is a messenger RNA of Toxoplasma gondii ME49, 3607 nucleotides long. RefSeq lists its product as hypothetical. Gene Ontology annotation, molecular function: RNA binding. The record is from RefSeq and is a predicted model, not a curated record. NCBI's taxonomy places the organism in Eukaryota, Apicomplexa, Conoidasida, Eucoccidiorida, Sarcocystidae. Bases 368 to 2848 code for a protein of 826 amino acids. The transcript has 9 exons.
GUGAUACUCUGCUCUUCUCCGUCUCCUCUUUUUCUCCAUUUCCGGGUCUUGAAGAGCAGAGGGGUGGGUCUCGCGUCACCUCUCCUCGUUGCUCUCCCCUCUUUCUCGCCACAGAGCCUGGCCUUGUGCAUCGAUCCCUUCAUCAGCGGAGAUUCUCUUAUCGCGUCGGUGGCCGAAGGAGCUUGAAAAACUUGCCUCUUUCUCUUUUUUCACCACAGCUGCCUUCUCGCGACUUGCUUCAUCUGCCAUCCAAUCACCUCUCGCGAGCCUCUUCUUCUUCUGGCCUUCUGGCCUCGGCUGAGUUGUUCCUCUUCGUAGGAUUCGAGUCCGGCCAGGAACUGAACAGUCUUCACAGCAUUUUCCUACGAUGGACAACCUGGUGCGAACCGAGGAAAGGACGGCGCACAACGCGGAGGCGAAGGACGCUGAGGAAGAAGACUUCGAUUUGUACGAAGGAAUCGACGCAGCCGACCAUCUGAUCGCCGGUCCCGCCUCAGCGCUUCCCGGAGCGUCCCCCUCGCAGGCCGGCGACGUCCUCCUGACUCCUGCUUGCGUUGCUCCUGACGAGGAGCGCCUUGUCUCUUUCGCGUCUCUCCCGGAGUCAGGGGAAAACGAAAAAGAAGAAGACCUCGUCCUUCUCAGCGGAGAGAUUGAUCUCUCCCUUUCUGCGAAAGCGCCGCGGCUUUCCCGAACGCCCGCCCCGUCUGCAGGGUCGCCACGGAUCGCCAGGGUGUCAUCCGGACUCGGACGAGCAUACACAUUCGAAGCUGGGAACCUCGGAAAAAGAAAAAAGAUUCCAGCGGGACUCUCCUUCACUCGCAUCGAAGUUCCGCUCUUCCUGGGCCCUCCCCCUGCCAUUCCCGAGCUCGUGCCAGACGCUGGCGGAGCAACGACGAACAGUCUGCUUCUUCUUGCUCAACUUUCUCAAUGGCAAACCGACAUUUCGAUUCGAGAGGCCGCCGUGCAGUUUGGUCGCGUCCGCGCGGUGCGGAUUUUCAGCAACGCCUUCGACGGCCGUUCCUCAGGAGUGGGUCUCCUUCAGUUCGUCUCCGGAGAAGAUGCGGCGCGGGCGGUUUCUCAGGGCCUCGACCAAGCUCUGCAGGCCAAACAGCACGGCCCCCGCCACGUCAAAGUGACCGUCGUGCCUUCUCCCAUUGUCGAGGAGCUCGAUGCAUGUGAUUCAGUUUCCUGGACAGGAGGCGGCCCUAUCCCCGAUCAGCUGCUGAGGAAACUCUUCCAGCUGGCGGGUCAGGCGAUGCCGCCUCGCGACCGCAGCGCCCUCGCGGCUUCGUUCUUCUCUGCUCUCGUCUCAUCACAUGUCGAGCUCGACGGCGCCUCUGCGACCGCGGUCGAGGGUCCUCGCGGCGGCACUGCGUCCGUUGGAGGCCUCCAGAAGCGUGGAGACGCGCCGACGCUCGCGAAUGCAGGGCGUUCUGCCACCACCGGCCCAGGGCGAGGCUCCGCCGAUCCCCUCGGAGCUGCCCGCGCGCUCUUUCCGUGGCUGGACCCAAAAGUCCUGCAGGUGAUCCAGGAGAGCGUGGAGAGUCGCGGAUCAACGCGCAGCCGCCGGAGCUGCGAGUCGUCGUCCAGUGACGAGGAGGAGUCGAGCGACGAGGAAGAAGGAGGCAGUCUCGGAAGCGACUCCGGAAAAAAGGCACAUGCAGUGUCUGUUCCUCCCCCUCGUCAGAAGGGCAAGAGUGGAAUACGGGCCGAGGCCUCCUCACCUUCGCCUGGCUCAGGGAGCGCCGGGCGGCCUUCGGCCUCUGCGAUGCAAGGUCCUCAGGCGCCUCAACGGCCUCCAGUAUGUCCGUCAGCAGCACAGGUUGGGGGGGCUGCCCCGCUGCCUCCGGCGCCUCUGUCAGCUCCUCCCUCGUCUUCUUCCUUUUCUUCUUUUCCUUCUUCCUCCUUUCCUCCUUCCUCCUUUCCUGCCGCCUCGUUCUCCUCUCCCUUUGUGCCUCCCCCGCCUCCACCCCCACAAGCUCCUGGAGGUGCGCAGCAUCCGCCGCCGCCUCCGCCGCCUUCGGAGGUCGCGUCUGGAGUCCAGCAGGACGUAUCUGCGUCGCAUGCCUCGGCGGCCGCUGCCUCGCACAAGCCGUUCGAGCGACCGGCCGCGUUCCUCGGGUGUCCGGCGACGCCUUCGAGCUCGGCAUCCGCUCAGCACUCGUCUGGGAACGCGGCGCAUGCGUCGUCUUUCUCCGGCUUUCCUGCCGGUUCCGCGCCUCCUUCCAUCGUUGUUCUACCGUCCCCACCAGGCGCCAGUCAGCCAGCAGCGACUCGGCCGGCGCCACAAAACGCUUCGUACGUUUCGCCGGCUUCCUCCUUUCCUUCUUCGUCGUUUCCUUCUUCUUUCUUGGCUUCAGGCUCCUCCGCGUCCUACGCUCCCGAAGAGCCGCGACGAAGCGGCGGUGUCGCAAUGCUUCGGCCGGCGCCGAGGCCGCAAGACGAACGGCAAAGUCGACAUGAGGACUUCAGCUUCCUUUCCGCUUCAGGUCAGAGCGAAGGGCCAACUCCGAGCUCCGCUUUCUCUUCUCACUCUGCGGAGCCGGCACACGGGACCUACGGCUCUAACGCCUAUCCUCCGUCUUCGUAUGCUUCCUUCUCUGCCUCCCGCGGUUACGCGGUACAGUCGCCUUAUCCCCCGGGGAGCGCAGGAGAGGCCGAUCGCCUCUGCAAUCGAGGAGGCUUUGGAGACUCUGGAGUAGAAGCGGACAGAAGAGAUGCAAAGGCUGAGGCAGGUGCCGCCGCCGUCGCGCAUCUCAACAGGCUUUCGCAUCCACCCGCGGUCCAGGGGGCACCACCCCACAGAGCUCAGGCGGCUGCGAAAGUGAAGAGACAGAGACAAUUUUGAUAUGUCGAAGACGUAAGGAGAAGGCCCGUGAGACAGAGUUGAAGCGAGCGCUUUGAGGCAGCACGCCACACCGCGCGUCUGUGCGCCGAGAGGUUUCGCUCAAAUUCGACCAAGGGACGAAGCUUGAGACAAAACGCCGGGACUUGAGAAACCAGCGGGAGGUUGUGAGGAGGGUCUUAGGAACCGUGGAAGGCAUGUGCGAAAGCAGGAAAAACAGGCAGAGAAGCCAAUAACUUCCUUGCUGCAUGUCAAAAGGCGAGGCCAGUCUCACAUGUCUGCAACAGGGAAAUCAUUCGACCACCCGCUCGAACUUUUGAAGUUUACAAAUGCAUGUAUCCACCCGCCUUGGAAUAUCUGCCAUGUAGGACUGCUGUACACAUAAAUCUUAUAUACAUAUGUUUACGUAUUUAUAUAAUUUUAUAUAUAUAUGUAUAUAUAUAUAUAUAUAUAUAUAUGGCUGCACCAUUUGGUGUGCCGGCACCGUCUUCUCAGCUUUUCACGCAACUCGAGGGAUAUGUCUCUCGCGUAAGCACUGAGGACUCGGUGGAAAUGUUUGAAAUAUGACAUGUGGUGAGGCUAGAGGUGAGAGUUUCUGAGAUUGGCGAGUCGUAAGACGAACUGUAUAUCAAGUAGACCAUCUCUGUUUCGUCACUUUUUUGCGGUGAGGUCUCUGCUUGUUAAGCGACGAGUGUCGAUGCCCUCCCUAACCCUGCCUUUUCAACUCAGACCAGUGAAGUGUGGUGAUCUGAAGAAGUGUGG